CACAUCUUCGUGUGACAAGCAUGUUUUUUAUUCCAUUAUUACUUCCCUACCAGGGGUAAGUGAUGAGAGGUAUUGAUACGGCGUGACACCCUGGUUAGUGAGGCUGUUAUUACCCAUCUCGCCAAUUUAACUGAUGCUGCUAGCGUGGACUUCAAACAUGUCUGAGAAGGAACACUGUUUCCAUGUUACUAUUAAUGGCAUUUAAUUGGCCACAAGGCUCAAAUAUUAACUGCGACUGUGCAAAGUUAUGUGGUUGUCCCAGGAGAUUUGUAAAAAUAACCGUUGUGAAGAUUGAAACUGUUAAAAACAAAAAAAUCAAAGCACUGAUGAAAUACCGCUCCAAUAAAUUGUGUUUAUUUUUAUGGUUAAUUAUUUGCAAGUGGUUAGCAAAGAAUUGAUUGAUGUUUUUAUUUCACAUAUCAUGGGAUACACAGUCAGACGGAAGAGGCAGGAGCAGGACUUGUGGUUCAUAAAAGCUUCAUCGAGUAGCUAUUACACCACAACUGCGAGUUAAACACAAGCGAGACGUGUUGAGAUACGAUCAACUGUAACUCCUGUUUGCAGAAGAUUAAAAGCGAAUCGUCAUGGGGAAUGAUGUGACAUCAGAUAGCUGUAGUUUGUCCUAUAACAUCACUGAGGAGACCACAUCCGAUUGGAUUCAUACACCGGUGGAUACCAUCAUAACCACUAUCAUCAUACCGAUUAUAGUAACCAUAGGAAUCUUCAACAACACUACUUUUGUUUUUGUCAUAUUCCGCAUUCCUAGAAUGAGAUCGGAAACUAAUAUCUAUUUGGUACACUUGGCACUGGCUGAUCUUCUGUUCUUGUGCCUAUCUGCGUUACAGUACUUCUGGCUCUAUGCAACAUCGCCAGUGUUCGAUAGUGUCAUCUUUGUGACCUCGGCAGAGUGUGUCAGCUUUUUUGUAGCCAUAAACACUGGAUAUUUUGCAUCCAUUGCUUUAAUAACCAUGGUUUCGUUUGAGAGAUAUCUUGCCAUGUGCCAUCCUCUAAAGCACCUGAGAAUCCGUACACGGAAAAGAACCAAUAAAAUCGUGGCAAUCUGUUGGUCAGUUGGGCUUGUGUUGUCCGGAUUAGCUGUUCUGCGUAAUGCUAAAAUCACCUUUGUCUGCCUGCAAUGGCCAGACGAUGACAUGUACCACGAGUUCCCAUUAAUUGUGGCAUUUUGUGGUGUCGUACAGCCAUGGAUAAAUUACUUGACUACUCCAUUGCUAAACAUUCCUUGGAUAGUCGCACUGGUUUCCAACAUUUACAUGUACAUAAAGAUCAUUCAAAUGUUACACAACCGGACAGCCAUUGGUAGGACUUCUCAAAGUGACCUCACCAAGCUCCGAACCCGAAACCAGGUGGUCAAAAUGUUGAUUGUUAAUGGUGUGGUGUUCUUCCUGUGUCAAAUGCCAUAUGCUGUUCUGAGCUUCACAAAAAUCAUCUGUAUCAUAGCGGGGAUUCCUGAUCCAAUCCAAGCUGCACUCGGCAUGUCAGGAGACUGGAUCUUCGUAAUCCCACAAUUGAUCAAUAACAGUGUAAAUCCACUGAUUUAUGGACUAAUCAGUGCUCAGUAUCGUACUGCAUUCACGCAAGCAUUUCAGUGCAAAAAGCACCAUAGACAGCCACAAAGUAUCUACACAGUUUGCACUGCAUCAAAUCGAGCCAUCACGACAGGUUCGUUGGUGAAGAACGUAUGUAAAAGCCAAGUCUAAUAUAUAGAGUUUUCUUGCGUACAUCAUACUAUAGAAAACUCGCUCAAUGCAACUCCAAUGGCAUCAGGGAUCAAUUUCACAAAGAGCUUAGAUAGAUUGCAUAUGUAACUCAAUAAAUCGCAGUUGCUUAGUAAAGUGUGAUGUCACUAUUCAGAUCUCUUUGGUAAUACUUACAAUUUGUAUUGCAAUAAAUUGUAUUGCUUUUUGAAAUCAGCCCCUGGUCUACAGUUUGCGCAAUACAGACAGGAUACUUCAGUCUGAGUCCAAAGGCAAGUGUUUGCAAAUCCGUUUCACAUUUUAAGAUAUACAUGAUCAUUGUAAUAUAGGCCUACGUCUGUUUCCCAGUAUUCACACUGUUACAAAAAUCAGAUGUAUUUAUUAAGAUUAAAGGGAAGGUACACGUUUGGUAAUAUCUCAAAACAAAUGUUAACUUCAAAACU
Molecule: messenger RNA, 2158 nt
Organism: Asterias rubens (European starfish)
Lineage: Eukaryota; Metazoa; Echinodermata; Asteroidea; Forcipulatida; Asteriidae
Product: kappa-type opioid receptor-like
Exons: 1
Coding region: 585-1718 (377 amino acids)
Biological process (GO): G protein-coupled receptor signaling pathway
Cellular component (GO): plasma membrane
Molecular function (GO): G protein-coupled receptor activity
Source: RefSeq, a predicted model, not a curated record